UUCCAUUACUGGGUGAAUGAGGGUACCUGUGAUUGGUUAAUCCUACCCAGAGUUAUGCAUGUUAAUUGUGUGCUUAUCACCAUAUAUAAAAAGACGUGCGAUAGGGGCACAACCGUUGUGCCCACACAACGCAGAGACCAGGGGACAGGUAGCCCAAGUGAAAGAGGACAGCUUUUAAAUUAAUUUGGGAAAACUGACAAUUUGGUAAGAUUUUCUGCAAACUAGUAGCUCCCAGUCAAGACCUAUACAAUGGCUACUCUGAAGGAAAAGAGAACCUGUGGCCAAAGGUGUGAAGACUUUGGCCAUUUUGUUUGGAAUUCCGAUGAAGGGAAAUUUAUGGGAAGAACACCAAUAAGAUGGCUGUACAUCAGCCUGUAUUAUGUAGCAUUCUACGUGGUGAUGACAGCCUUGUUUUCCCUGGCCAUCUACGUACUCAUGUACACACUGGACCCGUAUAAACCAGAUUACCAGGAUCGAUUAAAAUCGCCAGGUGUAAUGGUUUGGCCGGACACGUAUGAUGAUGAAGAGCUAGAGAUCACCUACAACAUGUCUGAUAAGAAUAACUGGAUGACAAAGUCUAAAAUACUUCAGGACUUCCUCGAACCAUACAACGAUACGAUACAGGCACAGUGCAAUCAUUACAACUGUACUUCUGGAAAGUACUUCAUCCAACACGCGUUCGACGCUCCAAAACAUACAAAGUGGUCCUGUCCUUUCUACCAAAGCAUGCUGGGUAACUGUUCCGGCAUUGACGACCCCACAUUUGGUUACAACACAGCCCAGCCAUGUGUAAUCAUCAAGAUGAACAGGAUCAUCAAUUUCCUGCCGAACAACGGAACAGGAAGCGCGCCAUAUGUGAACUGCACUGCGCUAGUGAGUGUGGACCAUAUUAGUCGAUGGAUGUCAAACACUGAUAUGACCGAUAAGCCUAAUCUGAAGCGUGUCUGUUUACAGGAAGGUCAAGAUAAUGUUCGUGGCUAUACGUACUACCCCGCUAAUGGAACUCUCGACCUCUCGUACUUUCCAUACUAUGGCAAGCUGGCCCAGCCAACCUACAUGAACCCGCUGGUGGCUGUGAAACUUGAUCUCGUUAACCAGAGGCAUGCUGUGAUCCAGUGCAGGGUAAUGGCCAACAACAUCGCUCAUCAGAACUACUACGAUCCCUACGAAGGAAAAGUGAUCUUUCAUUUAACUGCUUUGAGUUAGCCAUGUUCGUUCAAAGAUUGUGCCUUGUUUUUUCAAUUUUAUUUUCCAUGUCAUUCCAGUAUGAAUCAAUAACACAAAAAAACUUUGCUUUGCAAAUC
Ictalurus furcatus (blue catfish) is the source of this 1304-nucleotide messenger RNA. Its product is annotated as potassium-transporting ATPase subunit beta. The coding region runs from base 250 to 1206 and encodes 318 amino acids. The record is from RefSeq and is a predicted model, not a curated record. NCBI's taxonomy places the organism in Eukaryota, Metazoa, Chordata, Actinopteri, Siluriformes, Ictaluridae. The transcript has 6 exons. Gene Ontology annotation, biological process: potassium ion import across plasma membrane; intracellular sodium ion homeostasis; intracellular potassium ion homeostasis. Gene Ontology annotation, molecular function: ATPase activator activity. Gene Ontology annotation, cellular component: sodium:potassium-exchanging ATPase complex.